UGGGUGUUACUUACUAUGAUGAGCUUUACAGUAGUAAUAGCUCCACUCGGUUUUCUUUGGAGAGCAGGACGCGCACUGACGGGAUCAUCAUGGCACCGCUGGGACUAAAAGCCAUCGUUGGAGAAAAGAUAAUGAACAACGUCAUCAAGAAGGCAAGAGAAAAAGGAAAAUGGAAGGUUUUGGUGGUGGACAAGCUGAGCAUGAGGAUGGUGUCCUCCUGCUGUAAGAUGACAGACAUCAUGUCAGAGGGAAUCACUAUUGUCGAAGAUAUAACAAAGCGGCGUGAACCUCUGCCCAGCAUGGAGGCCAUCUACCUGAUCACACCCUCAGACGAGUCUGUCGAGGGUGUGAUUGAGGACUUCAGAGACCCUCGGACUCCGAGGUACAAAGCCGCCCACGUCUUCUUCACUGACACAAUCCCAGACUCUUUAUUUGGACUCUUGACCAAAUCCCGCGCUUCUAAAGCAAUGAAGGCCUUGACUGAGAUCCACAUAGCCUUUCUGCCCUAUGAGUCUCAGGUCUUCUCCCUGGAUAAAGUGGAUGCUUUCCAGGACUUCUACAGCCCCUUCAAGGCUGACGUGAAGAAUAACAUGUUGGAGCGUUGUGCUGAACAGAUUGCUACCCUCUGUGCCACGCUGAAAGAGUAUCCAGGAGUUCGAUACAGAGGGGACUACAAAGACUGUGCAGUUCUGGCUCAGAUGCUUCAGGAGAAGUUGGAUGGCUACAAAGCUGAUGACCCCACCUUGGGAGAGGGUCCCGACAAGUCUCGUACCCAGCUGCUCAUUCUGGACCGAGGCUUUGACCCCGUGUCACCUCUCCUGCACGAGCUCACACUGCAAGCCAUGGCCUACGACUUACUGGGUAUCGAGAAUGAUGUUUACAGGUUUGAGACCAGCGGGAUGGGAGAAACCAGGAUGAAGGAGGUAGUGCUGGACGAGGACGACGAUCUGUGGCUGAGUCUGAGACAUAAACACAUUGCUGAGGUGUCAACAGCUGUGACUCGUUCACUCAAGGAAUUCUCUGCCAGCAAAAAGAUGAACACUGGAGAAAAGACCACCAUGAAGGAACUCUCGCAGAUGCUGAAGAAAAUGCCUCAGUAUCAGAAAGAGCUCAGCAAGUAUUCAACCCACCUGCACCUGGCUGAGGACUGUAUGAACCGCUACCAGGGCACCGUGGACAAACUUUGCCGUGUGGAACAGGAUCUCGCAAUGGGAACAGAUGCAGAAGGUGAGAAGAUCAAGGAUCCCAUGAGGCUCAUUGUCCCCAUUCUGCUGGAUGCCAAUGUCAGUGUGUCCGACAAGAUCCGCAUCAUCCUGCUCUACAUCUUCCUUAAGAAUGGUGUGACUGAGGAGAACCUGUGUAAGCUCCUUCAGCAUGCUAACAUCCCACCAGAGGACAGUGACAUCAUUUCCAACAUGGCCCACAUGGGUGUUCCCAUUAUCUCUGAGGGCACCACCAAGAAAACCAAGAAACCUGAUCGCAAGGAACGGAUUAGUGAGCAAACCUACCAGCUCUCCAGGUGGACCCCUUUUGUCAAGGAUCUCAUGGAGGAUGCAAUUGAAGACAAACUUGAUCCCAAGCAAUACCCGUAUAUUUCCCAGCGACAAGCAUCUGCCAAAGCCAGUGCUCCAUCAAGUGCUCGCUAUGGUAACUGGCACAAGAACAGGGGCCCCACAGAGGUGAAGACAGGGCCCCGGAUAAUCGUCUUCAUCAUUGGAGGCAUGACAUACAGUGAGAUGCGCUGCGUGUAUGAGGUCACCCAGGCCAAUGGCAAGUGGGAGGCUUUGAUUGGUGCCACCCACAUCCUCACCCCGCCAAAAUAUUUAAAGGAACUACAGCACCCAGACUUCUUGGACCCCAACACCCCACCAGAGGGCGCCGAGGAGCCUCCUGUACAAUAAAAGAACAUCUGGAAGGUCAACUGAAACCUUUACCCCUUCUCACCUUGUAAAAACCCUCAAAGACUUGGAGAAAGAAGAACAGAGCACUGCCUGUAGUACUCCUUCAUAAAGCAGCAAUAGCAAACUCUUACUCUAGAUUCCCCACCCACUCACACGUCAGAGCCAAACUUUGUGUUGUAUACAAAUCAGUUGUUAAAACUCCAAACAUGGAAACUGCUAAUCAUGACUUACUGGGAAAGCUGGAGUCUUUGUUGUUGUUAACGCUGUAUUGUGUGAUUAUAUUUAUUCAUCUAAAAAAUAACAACUGUAUGAGAUUCAGCAUUAUUUUUUAUUUGCUUCACAGUUAUAAUGGAGCAAAAUCUGUGCCAUACUCACACAACAGAGUAUGGCACUUCUCAUCUAAAGUAGUGCUUUUCAUGUAGUGGUUACCAUGGCAUAUUGUAAAAAUCAUUAGCUUUAUAAUAAUGUCUGACCUGGAAGCCUCCAACAUAAAUGUAGCUGUAGCUCCAUCAUUUACUAGAUAAGUAGAUGUGAUAGUGAUUGUUUGUUGUACACUGAGUAUCAUUUUUCCUUUUAUUUGACCAUAAUACUUGGUUUUUUAUUUUAUAGUGGUUCUGUAUGACUAGUUAUCAACUGUUGUUUGAAAAGAGAUCGCAGUGUUAUCACACAUUUGUACUUUUUGUCCUUAUCAAUAAACAGUACUUGCUACAGGUUGUGUGUUCAACUAAUAAAGUGACUUCCAUUAAU
This is a messenger RNA of Pelmatolapia mariae (spotted tilapia), 2648 nucleotides long. It is a transcript of the gene stxbp1b, whose product is annotated as syntaxin binding protein 1b. Gene Ontology annotation, cellular component: plasma membrane; secretory granule. Gene Ontology annotation, biological process: intracellular protein transport; neurotransmitter secretion; vesicle-mediated transport. The record is from RefSeq and is a predicted model, not a curated record. Gene Ontology annotation, molecular function: syntaxin-1 binding. The coding region runs from base 90 to 1901 and encodes 603 amino acids. NCBI's taxonomy places the organism in Eukaryota, Metazoa, Chordata, Actinopteri, Cichliformes, Cichlidae. The transcript has 20 exons.